Molecule: messenger RNA, 1734 nt
Organism: Coniophora puteana RWD-64-598 SS2
Lineage: Eukaryota; Fungi; Basidiomycota; Agaricomycetes; Boletales; Coniophoraceae
Product: peptidase S28
Exons: 12
Coding region: 39-1592 (517 amino acids)
Biological process (GO): proteolysis
Molecular function (GO): dipeptidyl-peptidase activity; serine-type exopeptidase activity
Source: RefSeq, a predicted model, not a curated record
GUGCCCGUCGUCUCCGCUCGCUGUUUGCGGUCACCACGAUGGUCUACUCGAGGAGUACACGUCUCUUCGCAACGCUCUCGCUCCUCGGCAUCGCCAAUGCAGCCAUUCAGAAUGCGAUCCUCCGAGGAAAGCCGUUGCUACCUCAGGCCCCAAUACCGGACCGAGAGAUCAAUGGGCCUAAUGGAGCGACGGUCAACAUCAGCACGGUGUACUACUUUGACCAGUUGAUUGACCACAGCAACCCGAGCCUUGGUACUUUCCAACAGCGCUACUGGACGUCCAACGAGUAUUAUCAAACUGGUGGACCGGUCAUCUUGAUGACACCUGGAGAGACUGACGCUGAUGGUUACGAGGGUUACCUCACGAAUGGCACCAUCAACGGCCAGAUCGCGCAACAGGAGAACGGAGCUACAGUACUCGUGGAACAUCGGUUCUUUGGCUAUUCGAACCCAUACGACAACCUCACGUCCCAGAGCCUCGAGCUCUUGACGAUUGAGCAGGCUGCGCAAGACUUGGCCUACUUUGCACAGAAUGUGGAUUUGCCCUGGGAGGGUGGUGACUCAGUCAAGCCUGAUACCACGCCGUGGAUCUUGGUUGGUGGAAGCUACUCGGGUGCCCUUACGAGCUGGACGAUGGUCAGCCAACCCGGCGUCUUCUACGCCGGCUAUGCCUCCUCUGGUGUGGUCGAAGCCAUAACCGACUACUACGGAUACUUCACGCCUAUUCGCGAGUACAUGCCUCAGAACUGCUCAUCCGAUGUCGAGGCCGUGAUCACGUACCUCGAUGGUCUGUAUGAUGCCAACAACCAGACCGGAAUCCAAUCUCUUAAAGAGACUUUCGGUCUCGGUGCCUUGACCCACACGGACGACUUUGCUGCAGCUCUCCAGGACAACCUAUUUGAUUGGCAGAGCCUUCAGCCCGAUUCGGGUCCCGAUCAAAUGUUCUUCCAAUUCUGUGAUGCAUUGGAGGUCAAGGAUGGUGUCAGCGCUGGUGCAACUGGCUGGGGUCUUGACAAUGCGAUCGAGGCUUGGGGAUCAUUCUGGAACACGACGUAUUACUCGUAUGUUUGUGGAGACACAGAUGCUGAGACGUGCUUGGGCACCUACGACACUACAGAGUCGUUUUGGACUGACACUUCUAUCAACAACGCUGAUCGGUCGUGGAUGUGGUUUGUGUGUAACCAAGUCGGAUACUACCAGGUCGGCCCUCCUGAAGGCCAACCUGCAAUCGUUAGCCGCAUCCUUCAGCCUGUCUACGAGGAGCGUCAGUGCGUCAACUUCUUCCCGCAGAAGUUCUCGACGCCACCUACCCCAGCCGUCGACGCGACUAACGCCGAGUACGACGGAUGGAACGUCAACAUCGACAGACUGUUCUUCGCCAACGGCCUGCGCGACCCCUGGCGCGAAGCCACCGUCUCCGCCGACGGGCUCAACAAGGCAAACACGACCACGCAGCCGAUCUACGAGGGAGACGGGUUCCAUUGCUCAGACCUCCUGACAGAUAACGGUGUCGUGGACUCUACCGUUCUAGCUGUCCAGCAGGCAGGUUUGGCAUACAUGAAGGAGUGGUUGGCGGCGUACGGCUCUCAAUGAGGACACUUUGCUUGAUAUUUACCAUGUCAGUUGUAUUGGGUGUAGAUUAUGAGGUCAAACAUCUGGGUCAUGUUUAAGCAGCAACGAGACUAUCAGUAUUAUCAGAAACCUCCAGAGCUACUAGUUCUGAAGGUACACGACG